GAGAGAGAGUAAGAAAAGAGUAUUAAUGUGAUCACGAGUAUGACUAGGAACUUAUAAUACUAUUACGAUAAGAUUAAGAAACCCGAGGUUUCCACUCUUUUACGUUACUUCCAAACGGAACCCGUCGGUCUCAUGAAUAUAAUAAACAAAGUAUGAUUGAGAUGUAGUAUAAUAUUACACGGUCUUUGAGUAUUUGUCUGUUAACUGAUUCUUGAUUGGGUUUCAUCAGCCUCUUCACUUUUGAGCAACAAUGGCUGAAAUGAUCAUCGUUGACUAUCAAAACUGUUUCAUUUACUUCCUCUUGUGUCUCUUUUCACUCCUGUGUUACUCUCUCUUCUUCAAGAAACCAAAGGACCCACGAGACUUUGAUCGUCCUCCGAGCCCUCCGUCACUGCCAAUCAUUGGUCAUCUUCACCUUCUCCUCUCUGAUCUAACCCACAAGUCUCUUCAGAAAAUCUCUUCCAAGUAUGGACCUCUCCUUCAUCUCCGGAUCUUUAACGCCCCCAUCACCCUCGUCUCUUCAGCAUCAGUGGCCUACGAGAUCUUCAAGACGCACGACGUGAACGUCUCCUCUCGGGGUGAUGCUGCUGUCGAUGAGUCCCUCGUGUUUGGAUCUUUUGGAAUAGUCAACGCUCCCUAUGAAGAUUACUGGAAGUUCAUGCAGAAGCUUAUGGCAACUAAGCUGCUCCGACCACAGUCACACUCGCUCGAGUGGUCACGAGGUAUCCGAGCUGAAGAGCUUCAGAGGUUUUACAACAUCCUUCUCAAUAAGGCGAGGACGGCCGAGAGCGUUGAGAUCAGUAAGGAAGUGAAGAACCUUAUGAACAACAUCUUGUGCAGGAUGAUCAUGGGAAGGAGUUUUACAGAGGAGAACGGUGAGACAGAGAGAGUCAGGGGAUUGGUGGAUGAAUCAUAUGGCUUGACGAAGAAGCUUUUCUUGGCAGCUAUACUACGCACACCGCUUGAGAAGCUUGGGAUCCCACUAUUCAAGAAGGACAUAAUGAGUGUUUCCAACAGAUUCAAUGAGCUGCUAGAGAGGAUUCUUGUGGAACACAAAGAGAAGCUACGCGAGGAGCAUCAAGGUAUGGAUAUGAUGGACGUGUUGAUGGCAGCUUAUGAAGACGAAAACGCAGAGUAUAAGAUCACUAUGAAUCAGAUCAAGGCUUUUUUUGUGGAGUUUUUCAUUGGAGGGUCUGAUACGUCAACGCAAGCAACACAAUGGACAAUGGCAGAGAUCAUUAACAACCCCGACGUUCUUGAGAAAUUGAGAGAAGAAAUUGAUUCAGUUGUAGGGAAAUCAAGGUUGAUUCAAGAAACGGAUAUACCAAACCUUACUUAUUUGCAAGCAGUGGUUAAGGAAGGACUAAGAUUGCACCCACCAGUGCCUCUCUUGGUAAGGUCGUUUAAACAAAGAUGUGAGAUCGAAGGGUUCUACAUACCGGAGAAGAUGACACUCAUUAUUAAUAGUUAUGCUGUGAUGAGAGAUUCUGAUCUUUGGGAAGAUCCUCUUGUGUUUAAGCCGGAGAGGUUCUUAGCUUCUUCAAGAUCAGAGCAAAAAGAAGAGAAAGAGCAAUCACUUAAGUAUCUUCCUUUUGGCGGUGGAAGAAGAGGAUGUCCUGGAGUGAAUCUAGCAUCUAUAUUUGUCGGAACAGCGAUAGGAGUGAUGGUGCAGUGCUUUGAUUGGAAAAUCCAAGGAGAUAAGGUCAACAUGGAGGAGACUUAUGGAGGAAUGAACCUAACAAUGGUUCACCCGCUUAAGUGCACUCCAGUUCCUCGAACACAGAUUCCCAGUUUCUAACACUCAGCUGGGGGAACAAACAUGUACCAAGUUUGCUUCCCUCUGUUACAUUUGCUUAGUGGCACUCAUGUUUUUUUCGAAUCUUUUAAUCCGUAUGGAAAUUCAGACGUUACUUUCAUAUGAUGUAUUUGCAAGUCAAAACAUUAAAAUAAAAUAUCAAAGAGAUUGCAAAAA
Messenger RNA from Camelina sativa (false flax), 1972 nucleotides. The record is from RefSeq and is a predicted model, not a curated record. NCBI's taxonomy places the organism in Eukaryota, Viridiplantae, Streptophyta, Magnoliopsida, Brassicales, Brassicaceae.